This is a messenger RNA of Toxotes jaculatrix (banded archerfish), 1469 nucleotides long. RefSeq names its product flap structure-specific endonuclease 1 (gene fen1). Gene Ontology annotation, molecular function: RNA-DNA hybrid ribonuclease activity; magnesium ion binding; 5'-3' exonuclease activity. NCBI's taxonomy places the organism in Eukaryota, Metazoa, Chordata, Actinopteri, Toxotidae. The coding region runs from base 111 to 1253 and encodes 380 amino acids. The transcript has 12 exons. Gene Ontology annotation, cellular component: nucleus. The record is from RefSeq and is a predicted model, not a curated record.
AGCAAUGCCUGCUAUUUGAUUUCCCGCGAAGCAGACGCAUACCCGCGCGCCCGAGACAGCAGAGAGCAAGUGAAUAAACUAGCGUAACAGUUAACAGAUCUAAUACCAAAAUGGGAAUACACGGACUUGCCAAACUGAUUGCUGACCAGUCCCCUGGUGCCAUUAAAGAACAAGACAUCAAGAACUAUUUUGGCAGAAAAAUUGCUAUAGAUGCCUCCAUGUGCAUCUACCAGUUCCUGAUUGCUGUGCGACAGGAUGGCAAUGUUCUGCAGAAUGAAGAUGGAGAGACAACAAGCCACCUGAUGGGAAUGUUCUACCGGACAAUUCGUAUGCUGGAACACGGCAUCAAACCUGUGUACGUGUUUGAUGGCAAGCCACCACAGCUCAAGUCAGCAGAGCUGGAGAAGAGAGGGGAGAGGAGGGCAGAAGCUGAGAAGAUGCUUGCUCAAGCUCAAGAAAUGGGGGAACAAGAGAAUAUUGAUAAAUUCACUAAGCGUCUGGUAAAGGUCACCAAACAGCAUAAUGAUGAGUGCAAGAAGCUGCUGAGCCUGAUGGGAGUGCCUUACAUCGAGGCUCCGUGUGAGGCAGAGGCCAGCUGUGCUGCUCUGGUUAAAGCAGGGAAGGUCUUUGCCACAGCAACAGAGGAUAUGGACGGGCUGACCUUUGGUACAAAUGUCCUGCUCAGACACCUCACUGCCAGUGAAGCAAAGAAACUUCCGAUCCAAGAGUUCCAUUACAGUCGUAUCCUGCAAGACAUUGGCUUGACUAGUGAACAGUUCAUAGACCUGUGUAUUCUACUGGGCUGUGACUACUGUGGCACCAUCAAGGGGAUCGGUCCCAAGAGAGCCAUUGACCUGAUCAGACAGUAUGGCUGCAUCGAGGAGAUCCUAGAAAACAUUGACACCAGCAAGCACCCUGCUCCAGAGGACUGGCUGUAUAAAGAGGCAAGGAGUUUGUUUUUGAAGCCGGAAGUGGUGGAUUGUUCCUCAGUGGAGCUGAAAUGGAGUGAGCCAGAUGAGGAGGGACUGAUCCAAUUUAUGUGUAACGAGAAACAGUUCAGCGAGGACAGGAUGCGUAAUGGCUAUAAGAAGAUUGUAAAGAGUCGGCAGGGCAGCACACAAGGACGGCUCGACUCUUUCUUCUCCGUCACUGGAUCUCUGUCUUCCAAACGAAAGGAACCUGAUUUAAAAGGAUCAGCAAAGAAAAAGCAGAAGACUGCGGCCACGUCCAGCAAAUUUAGGAAGAGCAAAUAGACUAAACAUAGUCUUCCAGUUGACACAGGAAGACGCUGCAACACAAUAGGAGGUUGUGUAAUGAUUAAUUCUGCAGAAAAAUUGUUAUACAUGACCAAACAUCAUGAUGGUCAUGUGAAAAACUCCAAGAUUCGUAGUGUCUUCAUGAGCAUUUAAACACCUUUGUCAAAGUGUUUUUUUUCUGUUAUGUAAUAAAAGCAAAGAAGUCUUUUUGUA